Molecule: messenger RNA, 831 nt
Organism: Geodia barretti
Lineage: Eukaryota; Metazoa; Porifera; Demospongiae; Tetractinellida; Geodiidae
Source: the annotation of a GenBank genome assembly
AUGGACAUGUAUCGCGAUAUUGAUGUGGAUAUGCCAUAUUGUGGCGAAUGGGCGAAGCAAAACGAGCGACUACCGUUACCCCUAAAGGCGCGCCAGAAACAGGACGAGCAUUUUACAGAAGAUCAGAUGCGUUCAGCACGCCAAGCGUUUUAUGCCCUCUGCACACAUAUCGACCAUCAAUUACGCGUCGUUAUUGGCACUUUACGGGAGGAAGGACUACUGAACAAUACGAUUCUGUUGUUUACCUCCGACCACGGCGAUAUGCUCGGAAAUCAUCAAAUGUGGGCGAAACGGCUCUAUUAUGAAGAUUCCGCCAACGUUCCUAUGCUGCUCGUCGGCACCGCAGGCGAUGAACGGGUAGGGCAUCACAGAGUGGAUGACCGUCUCGUCGGAUGGCAGGAUGUAAUGCCUACACUUCUCCACCUCGCAGGAAUUGACAUUCCAGAUACCGUGGAUGGGAUACCGAUGGUAGGUGACGAAAAGCGUGAUUGGUUGUACGGCGAAAUUGGUAAUGGCGGCAGUGCGACCCGGAUGAUUCAUGACGGACGCUUCAAGCUUAUUUACUACGCCACCGGAAAUUACCGUCAACUCUUCGAUCUGGAAGAGGAUCCGAGGGAAUUGAACGACCUCGCCGAUUCGUCGGCGCAUGCUGAGAUACUUGAACGACUGACAAACCAUCUAAUGGGUGAACUCUACGGAGGUGAUGAAGACUGGGUACAAGAUGGUAAACUUGUCGGCUUGCCUGACCAAGCGUAUCGUCCGUCUUCCAACCGCGCCUUAUCAGGUCAACGCGGACUUCACUGGCCACCUCCCCCGUCCGCCGGGCGUUAG